GGAGGAGGCACCUGCGAGACCGAGCAGCUCAGCCUACCGGCGGUGUGAAGUUCUCGUGGAUCACGUCGCCGCUCAGUUUCAGACGUAUUACUCACGCGGAGGAGUCACGGUUCGGAUCAGCUCCAACCGCCGGGGCCCGAGGUACUAUCGCAGCGCGUGGUCAUCGCGGACCCUUGGCGGACGUAACGCGUGAGGUGAGCUGAGACUGCCCCAUCCCUUCUCACCCCACCCCACCCCUCCGUCCUUCUUUGUCUCUCUGUGCACCUGCAUGCACUGUGGGCAGCCCCGGCCCAUCGGAGAGGCGCUGUGCUCAGAGACUGCCCUGCACCAGGAGAACCCAUGGCUUCUGGCCCUCCAUGUCCCUCUGUAGGCCGCAGGCUCAGGCUACUGGAGUUGCUGCUCGUGCCUCUGCUGGUCUUGCUGGGUUCUGGGUUGCAACCAACGCUGGGUCAGAAGGUCUACACUAACACGUGGGCCGUCCACAUACCUGGAGGGCCGGCUGAAGCUGAGCAAAUUGCUAGCAAAUAUGGGUUCAUCAAUUACGGACAUGUAUUUGGUGACUAUUAUCACUUCCGGCAUCGUAGGGUGGCGAAGAGGUCACUGUCAGAUCACAGGGGGACACAAGUCCGCCUUCAAAGAGAUCCCCAGGUGACUUGGGCGGAGCAACAAGUAUCGAAACAAAGGAAAAAGAGGGAUGUCUUCGAAGAACCGAUGGAUCCAAAAUUCAAAGAACAGUGGUACCUGUACAACAUCAACCACCGGGACUUGAAUGCUAAAUCUGCGUGGCAGAUGGGCUACACGGGUAAAGGGGUGGUGGUGACCAUCCUGGAUGAUGGAAUAGAGAAGAACCAUCCUGACUUGAUGCAGAACUAUGACCCGGAUGCCAGUUACGAUGUGAACGAUGGAGACCCAGACCCUCAGCCCCGAUACACGCAGCUCAAUGACAACAGACAUGGAACACGAUGUGCAGGCGAAGUAGCAGCAGCAGCCAACAAUGGGAUCUGCGGAGUAGGUGUAGCCUACAAUGCCAAGAUUGGAGGUGUUCGUAUGCUGGAUGGUGAGGUGACUGACAUGGUGGAAGCCCAGUCCCUGAGUCUGAACCCCCAACACAUCGACAUCUACAGCGCCAGUUGGGGGCCAGAGGAUGACGGCAAAACUGUUGACGGACCUGCCAAACUCGCCAAAGAAGCCUUUCUGCGCGGAGUGACUGAGGGUCGUGGUGGUUUGGGCUCCAUCUUUGUUUGGGCUUCUGGGAACGGAGGGAGGGAGAAGGACAGCUGUAACUGCGACGGCUACACCAACAGCAUCUACACCCUGUCCAUUAGCAGUUCCACCCAGAACGGCAACGUGCCCUGGUACAGCGAGGCCUGCUCCUCCACCCUCGCCACCACCUACAGCUCAGGGAACCUCAACGAGAAACAGAUAGUGACUACAGACCUCAAAUCAAAGUGCACGGACUCACACACAGGCACUUCGGCCUCCGCCCCACUGGCUGCUGGGAUCAUCGCUCUUGCCCUUGAGGCCAAUAACAAUCUGACCUGGAGGGAUAUGCAACAUCUGGUUGUACGAACUUCUCAUCCUGCCCACCUGCUCACCAACGACUGGAGAACAAAUGGGGUUGGGCGCAAAGUUAGCCAUUCAUAUGGAUACGGUCUCCUUGAUGCCAGUGCUAUUGUAGCGCUGGCUGAAACGUGGACCAGUGUGAGCCCACAGCGGAAGUGUGUGAUCACCAUGGUCAGUGAGCCAAGAAACAUUGGCAGCCAUUUGUCAAUCAACGUGAGUGUGGACGCCUGCAUCGGGACGGACAGUCACGUGACAUCACUGGAGCACGUUCAGGCCCGGCUCACUCUGUCCUACAACCGCAGGGGAAACCUGGCGAUCCACCUCAUUAGUCCCUCUGGCACUCGCUCCACUCUGCUCCACCCACGGCCUCACGACUUCUCGUCAGAGGGCUUUAACGACUGGGCUUUCAUGACCACUCACUCCUGGGAUGAGAGCCCCAAUGGCCCGUGGAUCCUGGAGAUCGAGAACGUCGCUGGUGCCAGUGACUACGGUACUUUGACCCAAUUCACCCUGGUGCUGUAUGGCACCGGCUCAGUGUCUUCCAGCUCCACUGACAACGCUCAGCCGGAGAAUGCCAACUGUAAGACCUUGGACCUGAGGCAGAUAUGCAUCGAGUGCGACGCUGGCCACUACCUGUUUCAGCAGGGCUGCGUGAAAGACUGCCCGGCAGGCUUCUCAGUGGGCUCCCAGCCCCUCAACUACACAGUGGGACACUUCAUACCACCAGCUUCCGUCCUGGCCUGCCUGCCCUGCCCACCACCCUGCCUGACCUGCAGCAGCCUCAGCCCUCAGGCCUGCCUGUCCUGCCCCACUCACAGCUCCCUGGACUCCAACACUGGCACCUGCAUGCACAUCAACCAGUACAUGCGUGAAUCCCCUCUCAGCUUCAUAGUGGGGCAGGGGAACCCGGGCAAGCAGCCCCAGCUCAGCUCCCGGCUGCCUAUCACCAUCGCCGUGCUCAGCUGUAUGGCCAUCAUCGCCACCUUCGCUGGCACCUUCCUGCUGCUGCAGCUGCGCUCCGGCGCGCUCAUCAAGCUGCCCUCUCUGGAGGCUGGCGGCGGCUUUGGCAGCAGUUUCGGCCUCGGGGGCAAUAGGGUGGUCUCGUACCGCGGCAUCCCGACAAUGUGGGGGGAUGAUGGGGUGAAUACAGACUCGGAUAACGAUGAGUUUGACGUCCAGAAUGAGAGGACUUCCUUUAUUAAAACACAAAGUGCUCUUUAAAGCCUCCCCCACAUGCCUCCAACUUUAAAGUCUUCUCACCUUUAUUGGUCUAACGAUUCAGAGCAGUGGUAACAACCCUCAUGCAGUCUUUCUCUGGUUUUAUCCGUCAGCCCUUCUCCCCUGUCUCUUUCUGGGUUCUCCUCCGAGUAUCUGCCGGGGACGGUCUAAGCUUUGCUCCGUUCAUAUUUGGGCGCUUCUCUCCCUCUUCUUGACCUCCAUAACUAAUUGUGUCUGUCUGCGCUGAGCCCAUUUUCCUCUCUGGUUCCUUUUUUUUUCCAGUUAACACAAACGUUUUUUUUCUUCUUUUUUUUCCAUCAGUCUUGGUGCAGAAGCGAGACAAAAUUGUUAAAUUUGAGGAGUAGAGACGGGUGUAUUUGUCUGUGUGAAUGUGAGCGUGUACAUCUGAUGAGCAGUGUUCUGCCUUUUUAAAGAGAAGCUAAAGCUGGCCCUCUCACAUUUAGUAUUUUAACUUUAAACUGAUAUGAAACAUGGUAUUAUGAUCGGAUUUGAAAAUAUGGAUUCAAUUAGUGGCAUCAACUUCCAAACUCUGUUCAUAAAAGCACCGCUUAUCUGCAGCGAUGCGCAGGGAAUUUAAAACGUCCACAAAUCCAAAGUAUAAUCGGUGUGAGGGGGGACUUCAGUGCUUUUAUUGUACACGGAGCCUGGAAACAUCUCUCUCAGCUCUGGCAGAACAAACUGAGUCCGACAACCAACAAAGCUUCUUCCUGACUGCUGGGAUUCAAGUGGACUCAAUUUAUCCCAGUUCGAAAACUUUAAAUUCUCUUGUGCUGAUCUCCUACCCAAUCGUCACAUGGAAGAAUAUCAAAAAAGUUCAAUAAAUGACAAGAGCAAAAAAAAAAAAAA
Molecule: messenger RNA, 3648 nt
Organism: Pungitius pungitius (ninespine stickleback)
Lineage: Eukaryota; Metazoa; Chordata; Actinopteri; Perciformes; Gasterosteidae
Gene: furina
Product: furin (paired basic amino acid cleaving enzyme) a
Exons: 16
Coding region: 340-2784 (814 amino acids)
Biological process (GO): peptide hormone processing
Cellular component (GO): Golgi membrane; trans-Golgi network
Molecular function (GO): serine-type endopeptidase activity
Source: RefSeq, a predicted model, not a curated record